CGCACACAUCUUAAGCAAAAGCAGGAUAAGGAGUGCCCAUUCGCUUGCGUCAGUAUUCGAUGAGCACCUAAAUAGAAUGGAAAGCAUCUCCUAUCUUUGGCAUCAAGGGGUUUCAAUCAGAAAAACAGAGAGCGAGAGAGAGAGCUGCAGUGAAAAGGGGAGGACCUGGCUACAACAACACAUCACGUAUACUGUAAAAUGUUAUUGCUAUAGAAGGACUCUAGCGUCAAUGUAUUUACUUACAUGUGUUACAUGCGGGCAUAUUUAAAUCCGCAUAAUCACAACGGAUCUGGGAAAGUAAACUUGAGGUCUUAGGAAACAGAUAACACAGGGAUCCCAACCCCCCCAACAUGCCGGAGCAGAGCAACGACUACCGUGUUGUGGUGUUUGGGGCCGGCGGUGUGGGCAAGAGCUCCUUGGUCCUUCGCUUUGUCAAGGGAACCUUCCGGGACACCUACAUCCCCACCGUGGAGGACACCUACCGCCAGGUGAUCAGCUGUGACAAGAGCGUGUGCACCCUCCAGAUCACUGACACCACGGGCAGCCACCAGUUCCCCGCCAUGCAGCGUCUGUCCAUCUCCAAGGGCCACGCCUUCAUCCUGGUCUACUCCGUCACCAGCCGCCAGUCCCUGGAGGAGCUCAAACCCAUCUACCAGCAGGUGCUGGCCAUCAAGGGCAGCGUGGACGCCAUCCCCGUCAUGCUGGUGGGCAACAAGAGCGACGAGACCCAGCGUGAGGUGGAGACCAAGGAGGGUGAGGCGCAGGCGACAGCAUGGAAGUGUGCCUUCAUGGAAACCUCGGCCAAGAUGAACUACAACGUCAAGGAGCUCUUCCAGGAGCUGCUCACCCUGGAGAAGAAGAGGAACAUGAGUCUGAGCAUCGACGGCAAGCGCUCCGGCAAGCAGAAGCAUGCCGACAAGCUCAAGGGCAAGUGCAGCAUCAUGUAGGGAGGGAGAGGUGAUGCCUGACCCCUUGGAGGAAAGACUGAGGUUGGGAAGGGUGGUGGUGGUGGUGGAAAGGGUGGGCGUUCUUGAAGAGACUCACUUCGAGGAAUGGAGGGAAGGUGGGGGUGGAACGGGGGUCGUCUGAGA
Molecule: messenger RNA, 1091 nt
Organism: Coregonus clupeaformis (lake whitefish)
Lineage: Eukaryota; Metazoa; Chordata; Actinopteri; Salmoniformes; Salmonidae
Product: GTP-binding protein Di-Ras1
Exons: 2
Coding region: 351-947 (198 amino acids)
Biological process (GO): signal transduction
Cellular component (GO): plasma membrane
Molecular function (GO): GTP binding; GDP binding; GTPase activity
Source: RefSeq, a predicted model, not a curated record